AAUUGGAGGUGUAUAAAUCGGCGUUCUUGUUUUACUUAAAUGUAUGAGCUAGCUAGGAGAGCACGCGACAAGUAGCAGGCUUUGUUCCCGGGCUCACGGGUAUAAGCUUCAUGGGUCAUGUGGGAAAGCGACAACCACCCUUUCUGAAAACUGCAUCUCGCGCUGCCCCGUCCUCCCAGAGCCCAGAUGGCCUGUCCGUGUGUGUCUGCAUGCGUGUGUGCCCAACAACGAUCGGUCUCUGCUUUGCGACCCGAGGGCCCAAAUGACGCAACGAAAUGCAGGGUGUCGGGUGGCAGUGCUGUCGACCAGUUCCAAGCCAGCGGUGAAGCCUGAGGCGGACCCCGAAGGAAAUGAAGCUGUUGCCCCGGAGUUCACCAACCGGAACCCCCGGAAUCUGGAGCUCUUAGCUGUAGCCAGAAAAGAGCGGGGCUGGGGGACAGUGUGGCCCUCCCGCGAGUUCUGGCACAGGUUGCGAGUUAUAAGGAGUCAGCAUCACAUAGACGCGCUUGUUGAGCAUCGCAAUGGCCAGACUGUGGUUUCGGCAUCCACUCGUGAAUGGGCCAUUAAAAAACACCUUUAUAGCACCAGAAAUGUGGUGGCUUGUGAGAGUGUAGGACGAGUGCUGGCAGAGCGGUGCUUGGAAGCAGGAAUCAACUUCAUGGUCUACCAACCAACUCCUUGGGAGGCAGCCUCAGACUCGAUGAAACGACUGCAGAGUGCCAUGACAGAAGGUGGUGUGGUGCUGCAGGAGCCUCGGAGAAUCUAUGAAUGAAGCAGAAGCGUUGCUUGAUACUUGUAAAUGUAAAGCUGUCAGCUGUUCGUUCAUCAGAAGAGAGUCUCUAGACGAACCGCCAGCUUGGACGUCCUGUACAGUAACCUAACAGUGGAAUGUUAUUAGUAAAGGUUGUCCUCUUCUCC
Delphinapterus leucas (beluga whale) is the source of this 918-nucleotide messenger RNA. RefSeq names its product mitochondrial ribosomal protein L18 (gene MRPL18). The record is from RefSeq and is a predicted model, not a curated record. Gene Ontology annotation, molecular function: 5S rRNA binding; structural constituent of ribosome. NCBI's taxonomy places the organism in Eukaryota, Metazoa, Chordata, Mammalia, Artiodactyla, Monodontidae. Gene Ontology annotation, cellular component: ribosome; mitochondrion. Gene Ontology annotation, biological process: translation.